Physella acuta is the source of this 2129-nucleotide messenger RNA. RefSeq names its product uridylate-specific endoribonuclease-like. Lineage: Eukaryota; Metazoa; Mollusca; Gastropoda; Physidae. Gene Ontology annotation, cellular component: extracellular region. Gene Ontology annotation, molecular function: RNA endonuclease activity; chitin binding. The record is from RefSeq and is a predicted model, not a curated record.
UCAAGCAACUUUCUAGUUAGGCCCAUGUUACCAAGUUACAAGCAUUUUCAUUCUAAAACGAAACUAAAAUUACUAAUGUCACCACCAACAUUGAAUAAAAACGUUAUGCACCAUUACUUAAUCACACUAAAAUGAUCUUAUCAGCUGCUGUAUAGUCUAAAUAUGAAAUAAAACAUGUUUUUGAUGAAAAAAUGAAAAUGGCUGGAUGGAUCAGGUCACUGAUAUGUGACACUAGUUUGCGAAUCGUCUUGCCUGUAUUUGCUGUAGUAGUGGCAGUAGUGAUUUUCAAAGUCAAAUUUAAGUCCACAUGCCAGAACAGAUGUGGAUCUCUGCUGGACGCCAGUAAACCCUGUCAGUGCAACUCUGCCUGUGUCAGAUACAACGACUGUUGUGCUGAUUAUGCAACAUUAUGUACUGCCAGUUCCACAGGGAGAUGUAUGAGUCUGACAGCUGUGUCAGAGGAAUUAUGGGCCAGCGAUGUCAACAGGAUGUCAGCGUCUGAUGUCACUGUCAACUACCAGACCAAAGUGUCAGCUGGCACAACCACUGACAAGUCGACUCAGAAGUUGUUUACCUAUGUAAAUGAGGCUAAACUUGGAUCUGGCACCUACAAGCUGCUGUCAAAUCUGAUGAACAACUACGAUCCAGUCAAAGGUGCCAGAGAGACGGCCACAGCUGCUGAACUUGCUGAAGACAACGCCUUUUUAGACGCCAUCCUGGCCACUAAAGUCAUGGAGAAACUACUCAACUAUCUCACUUGCAAGGGUUUGGUGACCAGCCAGUCAGACCUUAGAGGCGUACUCAAGAGACACUGGUUUGAUUUUUACGCUCGUAGUGGCUCUAGCACAGUCCCUGACACAAGCGGCUUUGAGCAUAUCAUGGUGGGAGAGUACAAGAGUGGAACCACGGUCAACGGCUUCCACAACUGGGUGUCUUUCUACGAGAAGGAGAAGGCUGGGUCAUUGAACUACUUCGGAUAUGUGUCUCAGGCUAAGCCGUCAAUCAUAGGUGCCGCCUUCUCAUGGGACAACAGAGUGAAAACUUUGGGCAGUUUUUUCAUCGGUGUAAGCCCCGAGUUUGAGCUGGCCAUUUACUCCCUUUGUUUCCUGUCCCACCCCGGGGGCGUCUGCAACAUCUCCCUCAACGGAAGUCCCGUCAGGAUCGUUUCCUACAGCAAAGAUGGACACAUCGCCACGGCCUACAUCUCUGCUUAAAGUCUGGUUGAUGUGUGCUGUACGUUUACCUGCUUAAAGUUUGUUGCGCUUGUUUAAUAAGUUUUAUGCAAGUACUAUGUCCAUAUGUUGUGAUAAUGUUUUUUGUUCAACGUUCGUGACAAGGAAAAAUUUGUACCUGGAAAAAAGAUGAUCUAUUUAUGUUAGCAAAGAAUGACCACAUGUACAUUAAACAUUUGAAAAUGUAAUUGUAUAACUGUUUUGCAUUUGAACAUUUUUCUAUUAGUGCAGUUUUUGGUAGAGCAUUGUUCUGAGAACUGUUUCAGCCUAAUGUGACUGCUUAAAGUCUGGCUAAUGUUUAAUUUUUAAAUGUAUUUCUUUUUUUAAAAUUUCAUACAAAAAGUAAUCUAUUGAAAUUAUUUUCAGAUUUUUUUUAGAUGCAUCCAGUUACCUACCAAAACAAAUUUUGUAUACAGUGAUUAAUUCAAUUCAUCCAAUUUAGCUAGCUAUUAAUUUUAAACACAAUCUUUAAUGAAUAGACUAAUAAGGGAUUUUCUAUGCACAAUGUUAAUACACAAGUAAAGUUUUCUGGUAGUGAGAAAUUAUUUUCUGUAAGUCUAAUAAGUUGUACUUUUGUAUUACUUUUUGUUUAUAUUUCUAUUUUAUUGACUGGUCACUUUUUAUAGUGAUUGUUAUAAAAAGAUAUAUUUUGACAGGCUCAAGUUCUGAUCCUGGACUUGGAUCUGUAGAACAUUCCAGAGUCCACCUAGUUCUGUUGGGUACCUGACUCAUGUUAGGGAAUGUAAUGGAGGCUAGACAUAUUGCUGACCACAUUAUCCUUUCAUAUGCCAAGGGCAUUGAAAAUGGUAAACUCGAUAUCAGCUGCCUUGUGGAUUGAAGGGUUCAAAAUACUUUAUUCCACAUACAAUUUUUUUUUUCAUGUUGUGCAUAAUCUUU